UGAAUUUUGCUAACAAGCCCGAGACUAGCCAAACUGAGCCGUAAGCUGACACUCCGCGACCACGUUCCUAGCAAGCGUAUUCCUUUUCAGAAGUAGAGGAACUUGUGACAAUAACUGCACGAUGCCUACUGGAUCUUUCGAAGCACUCUUUUGUCCGGGUCAUCAGCACUUGAUGACGGAAGCACCUACCCAUGCAAGUGCGAUAUGAUGCCCCUGGGGAAACUUCCUGGACAAGGCGUUUGCAUCGCAAAGUGCUGAUGAUGUUGAGCGAGAGAGGAAGUUUCCCUUUUCCGUCUGUUUACUAUACAUGUUCUACUAGCUGCGAUUCUACAAUAUAAAAGAGGUAUGAAGCUGAAGUUUCCAAGUCCACACAGACAAAGCAAACAUUCUUCCAAGAGAACUAGUCCCUUGAUCAGAUUUCCAAUUUCAAAAAUGGCCCGCUCUCUUCUCUCUAUACUUCUGCUCUUCGUAGCAAGUCAAACCAUCUCUGCGUUUCCGACCGAACAGAGCAGCGAUGCACUUCCUCCCCCAACCUAUCUCGUGCCCAGCAAGACGACACGAGAUGGCGUCCAGUCUGGCACUAUCGGCGAGCUACACUGGGAGAUGACCUUCAACGAAGGCAUCGACGAGACGUCUGAUUUCGGCACAAACAUCACUAGUGCAACUGCUCUGGACAAGCGUAGCCAAAGGCCCGAUCAGUGCUGGCAAUUUACAUAUGGACUCGGCAUUACACUGGCUGCUUACAAGGCGAAUCUGCAGCAGUUGUAUCAGGGGUUCCAGAAUGAAGCUUCGGGGAAUUACUAUUAUCCUCCUCUCAGCACUGUAAACUGGAGUGUCGGCAACAAGAAAGCCAAGCUCACGGUUCGUAACCAGGACAGCUGUUAUGGGAAUACGGUUCUGUACUCUACACAUGCGUAUUACGUGCGCCAAAUCCAGGACUUUUGCGAGUUCGAGACGGGAUGGAUCCACCGAAGCAAUUACGCCGAUGUCAUCUUUAUUGCUGAGCCGAACGGGGUUGCUCCCCCGGCGUACAGUCCCCGGUGCAACUAUUACUAGGGGGAGUGGAGAUGAAGCGGGAAGGGAGAGACACAGAACGAUGAACUCGUUUUAGCUCAGGGCA
Messenger RNA from Cucurbitaria berberidis CBS 394.84, 1120 nucleotides. RefSeq lists its product as uncharacterized. Bases 346 to 1056 code for a protein of 236 amino acids. The record is from RefSeq and is a predicted model, not a curated record. Lineage: Eukaryota; Fungi; Ascomycota; Dothideomycetes; Pleosporales; Cucurbitariaceae. The transcript has 4 exons.